Beauveria bassiana ARSEF 2860 is the source of this 1044-nucleotide messenger RNA. Its product is annotated as adiponectin receptor protein. Gene Ontology annotation, cellular component: membrane. The record is from RefSeq and is a predicted model, not a curated record. Gene Ontology annotation, molecular function: signaling receptor activity. NCBI's taxonomy places the organism in Eukaryota, Fungi, Ascomycota, Sordariomycetes, Hypocreales, Cordycipitaceae. The transcript is spliced from 3 exons. Bases 1 to 1044 code for a protein of 347 amino acids.
AUGUAUCGCGGUAAAACGACCACCCGCCGAGACGCCCGUCCCGCGGCCGACGCCGAGCACCACCCGCCCGCCAAGCCCUCGCUCACCUCGCGGCAUCUCUCCCCGGCCGGCCGCGCAACCGGCACCUCGACAUCCUCCACGGGCGUGGCGGCGGCCGCCACCACUACCGCCAGCAGCAUGCUGCUGCUGACGAUUGAAAGCGUGCCGGCAUGGUACGGCGAGAACCCGCACAUCCGGACCGGCUACCGGCCCGUCUUCGCCGCGGCCGCGCCCUGCUUCCGCAGCUGGACCUACCUGCACAACCAGAGCGGCAACAUCUACACCCACCUCAUCCCCGGCAUCGUCGUCGCCACCCUCGGCAACGCCGCCCUCGCCCGCCACCUCGCCGCCCGCUAUCCCGCCGCCGCCCUCGCCGACCGCGCCGUCCUCCACGUCCACCUCCUCGCCUGCGCCGCCUGCUUCGGCCUGUCCGCCGCCUACCACACCCUGCUCUGCCACUCGCGCGAGCUGGCCGACCUCUGGAUCCGCAUCGACUAUGUCGGCAUCUCUCUCCUCAUCAUGGCCUCGUUUGUGCCGGGCCUGUACAUGGGCUUUUACUGCGAGCCGUGGCUGCUGCGCGGCUAUCUUGGUGCAAUUCUCGUCCUGGGUGCUUUCAAUUCCUACCUAUCCUUGUACGGCAAAAACGAAUCCAAAACUUGGCUCACAUCGCGACUGCUACCAUUUCUUGCUCUGAGCUUUUCCGCCUUUAUUCCCAUCUUUCAUGCCAUACUUCUCUUUCCAUAUGACCAGCUUCAAAAACAGUCUGGCCUCAACUAUUAUUAUCUCGAAGCCGUCUUCAUGCUCAUCGGCGUUGCUUUUCUUGUUUCACGAUUUCCCGAAUGCUGGCUGCCGGGAAGAUUCGACAUUUGGGGGGGCUCCCAUCAAAUCUUUCAUUGCUUUGUAGUUUUGGGCGCGCUGAGCCACUUUGCCGGCAUCCUGUCGGGCUACGAUUAUAACUAUACCCAUCCACGGUGCGGACUUGGACACGCGGCGACUGAAAUGUAG